Molecule: messenger RNA, 8102 nt
Organism: Amoebophrya sp. A120
Lineage: Eukaryota; Dinophyceae; Syndiniales; Amoebophryaceae
Source: the annotation of a GenBank genome assembly
CCAAACCCCAGCGUCAGCCUGAGGCUUAGUUCUAGACGCGGAAGUAGUUACGGAUAAAUAAUUCUUUUCUAUACGAGCGAUCCACAGCACCUCUGUAUCUGUAUUUGUACAUAUCCAGUCGUCUUGAAAACGUGUUUUCUGCUACUGCGAACGAUUUAUCUAUCAAUUCGAAUAUCUCGAACAAAAUGCCGGACCCGCCGCCUCGGAAUGCGUUUUUUAAUCCGGAUAGGCAGCCCUCAGCGACCGGGGGCGCAACAAGCGGCGCAGCCGUAGCGCAGCAACGGAUGAAGCAAACGACGUGGGUACUUUUCGCGUCUAUCAAGAAAGAGGAUAAGGACCAAAAUCUGAUUGCGCAAUAGGGUGAAACUAUUUCAGUAGAUUCGGGCAGUAGAGCCACGCUCUGCACCGCAUUUUUCACACGUGAUGGCUACUACAGGCAUGGGACGAGAUGCUGUGAUAGUAGGGACUAGAAGAACUACUCGAUUAAGAAAGCGCAUUUAUUAGACCGAGUCCUGGUGGAGGACAAGGAAUUGUAGGAUCCUGUCACAUGAUCUUCAAACCCUCCACAUACUGUAACUAGGCGAGCCGGCUCCAGCAGACCGGGACCACUUCCAAGGGGCCGUGCAAGCCAUCCCACGAGCACUCCGCCAUGAUUGGAACAACCGCUGCGGGGGGCAGUGGCUCCGCGACAGGAGGGAACCUGAUCAACAGCAGCACUUCGGCUUCUUCCCUCGUCCUCCCCACACUUUUAACCAGCAGCGUGGUGAAUCCCGCCACGGCUGCGAGCAGUAAGCCGGUCACCGAACGGAGUGCUGGGAGCGGCUGCAACACGAAGACAGAGGAGGAGGAGACCACCAGCCGCACCACUUCGGAGUACGGCGACGACACACCCCCGGUGAUCCGCCGGCGGGGGAGGUACUUCUAUUGCGCAUUUCUGUCUAUCAUGCAUAAAAAUGCAUCACAUAAAAUAUUGUUGCAAUUUCAUAGGCAGCUUACCUACUCAUGUUGGCGCAAUACAAGAAAAUUUCUCAUGCAAAACCUGCAUGUUAGUGACUUUUUCGCACUGCUUUCUCUCCACAUACUACAUCCAGGCGGUCCUCCACAUCCUCUAUGAAGCGGCGGGCGAUGUUGCAGCGGCAAGUGGCGCCGCCGGUGCACAUCAACCCGUCGACGGACUCGGAUUGCCAGUCGCCUUGGGAUAUCAAGCGCAAAUAUGUCCUCGGCGGCGUCUGGGAAGUUGUAAUGCCAAAAUGGAAUGAUAGGCGCAAUUUUGGGACGCCAUGUGUUGUUGUGUAUUCCGCAUGGCACAUUGCGUUUUUGCAUGCCAGGUAAGGGGCCCUCAUUUAUUUCGACGUCUUGCCCAUGCGUCACAUAGGUCUUGUGCUUGUCAGACAUACAUGACAGUCUUCCAGACCACCAGAUCGAUAGAGUUGCAAUGCAUACUGGAGUGCCCUCCGCCCCUGGUUCUCUCGGACGACGAACGGUACAGCUGCAGCUCGGGGUCCCACCGCCGGCUGCACCGGAAAUGCUCGGACGUGGGAUCGGAAAUCACCCUCGGUGACGCGGACGGCUUGUCGCAACUGUUCGACGGCGACAGCCCGCGCACCGUGAAGUCGCAGGAAAACAAAAGCUCCUUUCUGCACGUCGGUGGAACUACUUCUACUACGGGGAGUGCGCUGCUGAAAAACCCCGCGCCCGUCACGCCGGCAAGUAACAAAUAAGCGUUUUGCUGUACUAUGUUGAGAAAAUGCAACAUGGAAAUCAAAUUACUAGACUAAAGCCAGUGCACCGCUCUUCGGCCGCUGUUCUACCGCACCGCCACAGCAUGAAGAUGACAGCACACACGCAUUCUUCCAUAAUUUGCAUAAAGAAACAAAUUUCAUCCCCAGGUAUCGGCAGCAACCACCUGAAUGACUUAUCCAAACCGCCGACGCCGCAAAUUACAUCGCCGAAACCCGGCAACCCGAAUGCCAAGCCCUACCACCCGGUGAUCCGCGACAAGGAACGGUUCGUGCAGCGGGUCAGUCAGCAGCAGAAAAAGACGAUGAACAACAACGAGGAGCAGCUGCGGGACAUGACCAUUUUUUCCGGGAAAGAAAUGUCCGAUAUUAUGGACUACUUUCUCACCAACGUCGGCGACCGCAAGAACAAAAAAUCCUCCUCCUCCAGCAGCAGCUCCCAGUGCGGACUGACGAAAGCGAAGCACCAAGAGUUCCACAGUGAGCUUGCGAAAAAACGGUUCGCACAGUACGACGACCACAGCAGCAGUACGAAAAUGGGAGAAAGUGGUACUUUGCUGCUGAAGUGUACUGAUCUUCCGAAAUUUCAAACUCUUGAUUUCUAGUAGAGGGGAGAUACUUGUUGCGAGGUCAAGACCUUUGGGACAGAAUUUAAUUAUUUCAAAAGUCACUUUUAUUUCACACGACGUACAACACGAUUUACUUCAGCCUCGCACCUGUUUGGCCGGCGGAACAGCAACGCGGAUUGCUUGCGCGGCAGAUCCGACUCCACGGAUUCAAAGGCCACCACCCGGUCGGCGCCAAAUGCCUGUCGGUUGGUCAAAGUGGCUGCUGGGGAAUUCAGUUCGGUAUAGUAUUAGUGACUGCAGCUGAAGAGAGUACAUAUCGCAGGGGCAAUUUUGUAAGGAUCACGUAGAGAACUACUUGGGUCGGCGACGGCGUGUGCUGGGAACACGUUUUUUGAUGAGGAAAAUUAUCAUGGCAACAAGUGUAGUUUCCAUUUCGAAAUAAUCAAUUUUGCACAAAAAUCUAUCAAAUCGCAGGAAGCAGCUGCCGAUAGUCGGGGUGCCACGCCCUGCAGCCAGCGUUCGGCGCCGGCGCAGAAGCUCCGCAGUGUCAACCGGGCGCUGCUGGCGACGCACACCGCAAGUUUUGUUGGGGCGGACAAGGAGCAGGAGGCGGUGGAACCAAUUGCAUCUUCAUCAACCGCUCCUGUUUUCGUAUCGGGAACAUCGAUCGAGCUGCAGCAGAACACAAGUUGUUCGUCGCCUUCGCUAGCAGAUUCCUGCGCUGUAGCUGCAGUCAAAGCAGGAACUAGUGCCGAUCUUGACGGAGCAGGGACCAUGGGGAGUGGCUUCGUUUUGGCAGCUUCUACCGAGGAAGAUGUUGCACCGCCUUCGGGAGAAGAACGGGCGGCAUUCGGCACCGAGCCUGUGGAUCUCGCAGCCGGUUUGGGGGAAUCUACUGGAGGUGAACAACAAAAAAAAUCGUCCGCUUGUUCCUCGAUCAGUACCACAACAGCUUUGGUUUCAUCCUCUGCCGCUGGUGAAAACGCAGCAGCGGCUGCAGUGUCGCAAACUGUACCAACUACUGGAGAAGAUGAGCAAUCCGUGCAGAUGAAGAAGAGAUCUGGGAACAACCAUGGUGCCACGAUGGGUGGUAGUGCGAAAGCUACGAAUGCCUGCGAACAGCAAGGAAGAAACUCAACAGUCAAAGAGACAGCAGAAGAACUCGUAACGGAAAACAAUAUUGGGUCUACUCCGAUAGAAAAACAAGAACUGAGCGCUUCCAAAAAUUUGCCGGACGAGCAUGGGCAAAGUACAGCAGCGAAGCCCGACAGCAUCGGUACGACCGAAUCAAAAAAAUCUUCUACCACGUCUCCGGAAUUGACGAGAAAAGCAACAAACUUGGCCUCCGCGGUGUCGUCGACGAAGUUGGAGGAUGCUUGUGCGGCAAAUCUUGCGGCUGCAAACUGCUCCCCAACCACUUCCUCGACCACCUGCUCGCCGCAAACCACUUCCACCGGUCAUAAUUUCUCCACGUCCCCGACGCGCUCGGUGAAGCCCUCUUUUCUCGCGACACUGACGGGAAAGAACAAAAUUAGCACCUCUGUUCAAGUGGAAAUGAGAAGGGAGAAAGAGCCUGGUGGCUUCAGUACUACUGCAAGCGGGUACGGAGUCGUGGGAACUUCCCUGCUGAGCAGUAGCGGUAACAAGCAAUCCAUGGUGACCUCCAGUUGCACACAAUUACCCUUCACGACCAGUUCCGGGAACAUGGCCCGAGGUUGUACUACUGCUGGGUCCUCUACUUCCGCUGCAGGUCAACAGCAGGGUGCCGCUUCCAUGUCCAUGCAGGGCAACACCUUCACCUCCUGGAUCGGGGACAGCAAGGGCAAGCAGAACAGCUGCAGCCCAACGUUGCCGCCCCCGUUGAGCAGCACGAAGCACUUUCCGGAGUUGUCCGCGUCUCAGUCAUAUGGAUUGCAAAUAUGUCUGGGUCUGGAAACUUGUAGUGCUCAAAGUGAAUGAUAGACGCGCCACAAUGCGCAGCUAUGCAUGAUAAAUUUUGUGGCUGCCUUGUCUUACGUAUUCCGCAUGGCAAACUGCCUUUUUGCAUGACAGUUAAGAGGGCUCUUUCGUGCCUAUGCAACACAGAUUCUCGAGUCAUGCCAGACAAGCAUGACAGACUUGCAUUCUUCCAGACCCAGACAUUUUUGCAGUUGAUAAAUCAAGCUUAACCCUGUCGCCCCCGAACGGCAGAGACGGGCAGCUUUCCAGCCGCAGCUCGGGAUCCGCAGAGGGGGAACUGCACCACGGGAAGACGAAUCAGGGCGGGAAGCAAGCCAAGUCCUCGCGGGUGGGAGCGGCUACUUCAACAUCUUCUGCGCAACAGAGCGAGAACAAGUUGUCUCCCGCCCCGGCGCAGCCCGGAUCUUCAUCUUCAAGUGGUUCUAGCACGACGGGCAGUCCGAACCAGAGCAGCAAAAGUGUUCAACAGGCGAAUAUUAAGCAAGGUGGUCCUUCUAGUACUGGUACUACCUCCAACAGCAUGAUGAACACAGCCUCGAGCACUUGUUCCACCACCGUCUGCUCAAAAACAGCUACGGUAAAUAAAGCCACAUCUUCAGCUAGCACAUCGAUUUCUUCUACAGAGAACACGACGAAGGUGGAUCAACAACACCUUCCCACCUCCUCUCCCGCCGCACCAGAACAACUGGUGCGCACCUCCUGGAGCGCGAAAAUGCAGCAGAAUAAGUCAACCUCGUCCGCCGGCGCACCCGCAACUGCAUCGGCAAAUGGGAAUAACAGCACUUCCUUCCAGCCGGCGCCGCGCACUGCUGCAACCAGCAAGCAGCAGGGAGGUAGUAGUUCUACUUCUACUACAACUUCUUCGAGGGGACCAGUUACCUCUGCGAGCUGCAAUCUGGUGCAGCAGCAGCAACAGCGGCAGAAGGAUCAUACUACCGCUAGUACAACCGUGAACAGUGCAAAAAGUAGCUGCAAAAAUAACACCACUACGACAUCAUCAAAGAACUACUCGCUCUCUACUUCAUCGGGAGGUUCUACCACGGUGGAGCGGAAAGAAACCACCCUGGACGAGCCGGUGUGUCUACUCGGCCCGGAAGUGAUGCCGCUGGAAUCGGUUUCGGUGAGCACCUCGGGGGCCACGGGCUCCGGUCCGGCCCACGCGAAAAAUGGAGUUCCGGGCGACGAAUCUUUCGGCGCGUCGCCGCGCCGGCGUACGCGACCCGUUGACCGUUCCAGAUUGCUACAGCUAUGCAUAAUUGCAAAAGUUGAUGUGUCAUACUACAUAUAGAUUGAUGUCCAUCGUAACUUUUUUGAAGAAGAGAAAUAACCGAAGAACUUCUCAUGCAGAGUUUUUUCAAGGUACGAAAAUAAAACAGGCUUGUCAUGCGACAUUUUACAGUUAGUACAUACAACUUCGAUUUUGCACAGGAUAGCAGCAGAGCCGCGACAACAUGCGAAACCAGCGGGCGAACCGGCAGCAAGGGUCAGCAGCUUCGACGGGGGUAUAAUUUGUAUUGUUCGUGAAAUAUUUUUCAUCAUACAUUCGAAUUUCAAUUUCUUCAUGUUCAUAUGCCUUUGCAGAUUUGAAAAUUCCUACGCGCGUUUUAUUCUUGCAGAAUAGACAGAGUUCUUGAGGCCAGAAAUAAACCAUUGUGUAUUCCGAGGUACCCGGCGGCACGACGGGGACGAUUGGCAGCCUGAACGCGCAGAGCGCCAACCGCCAGCACCUGCGCGGCUGAGGAUACUGAACAGUUUCGGGUUGGUUCUUUGUGUGAGAAAAUUACAACAUCUUCAUGGAACGAACUUUUUUUCUUCUUUUCGUACUUAAUCGUGUCCUCUCUACUCGCGUAGUUUGUGUUCAAAAUGUGGAUGCUCUCGCGGGACUCGACAGGAAUAAACAGGACUACGCGGGAGCGGCAGGAGUCGCAAACUUCAUAUGCCUCUUGGAUCAUUCGCUAGGGUAGUUGUCUGCCUGGGGAAAAGUCGCAAUUUCUUCACAUCUAUUUUACGAACAACAUCGAUGCUGGUCAACAUCAUCCCCAGAUGAACUGAAGUAGCUGCUACCUGUCUUGAUAUUUUAUGAAAAAAAGAAUAAAGUCGGGUUAUUUCCUCCUCGACUUUGAAAAUUCUUAUCUUACAUUGAUUCGUUGGUCUCGUUGUUCCAAAGUUUGACCGAUGAAAAGUAAAAAUCCCACUCUUGGUCCAAAGUUUUUGAAAAAUCUUGAGUUUUUUAGCAUGACUAUCACCUCUCUAUAGCUUUCUUUGCAUAUUAAGAACUACUGCCUCGAGCACCUGAAGCCGCUAGCACUUGCUAUGCAAACCUGAGGCCCGGAAAAGUUGUGGACGCGCUUCUGGGGUCUGCUGCGAUCUAAAACGCGAUCGCGGGGGCCCGGAUGAAGAUCUUGUCCAUAGUCUGUACUUUUUCUUCUCGUCUAUCUAUACAGCGCGUAGAUAGGGCGUACAUAAAGAAUGUCAAUUUAUUGUGCCGCACAAUAGUUGCGGUUCUUCCACCGGGAGAAAAGUCGAAGGAGUAAAAAGCUUCGGUCAACUUUUUUUCUCUAAAUUUCGCAAUUUCUUGGCAGCAUCAUCCGACUACAUGCUCACUACUUACUCUGCAAUAGGCCCAUUUUCAACGUCCUGCGUCGAUUCCACUGUCGACGCGAAAAUAACGAAUGCUUCGCAUGCAAACAAUCAACUUGGCUGCAAUAUUAUUGAUUCCUAUAUCGUAUUUCAAAUACCCAAAUACCAGCGCGAUCAGUGGUUUGCGGUAGCUGGUGCCCCCGCAUAGAGUUACAACUCUUGUUGAUGUAUAGGCACCGCAUUGAUUGUCGGGUACUAUUUUGUGACGGGCAGAAGUUAUUUUUACAUCGUAACUAUUUUUACUUAGCAAAAAAUCUACACCCCUGUAGGUACUGCAGCGCGACAAGAACAGUCGUCGCACGAAUUGGUCUUGUUUGUUUUGUAUUCAGAUUGGUAACAUCUAACAUCAAAUUUCGUAUUCGUUUCUAAUUAUAUCCGUGCAAUGUACUCCUCCUUCACAUCUUUCAACCAUCGCUUCAAGAUUGAUGCGACCACUCAUCAUUCGCACGCUAUUAACAAAAACCGGGCCUCGACAUGGUUCCUUUACUUGAGGGCCGAUGGUCGAGCAGGAUCAUCCGCAGUAUCUAUUUUAAAAACAUGCGGUUCUCGUUGAAGCUAUCAUUUUUCUCUCUGAUUACUUUUUUCCACUUACGACGCACUUGUAAAUUCGGCGGAAAAAAUCGUUCCUCCGAUUUAUACCAGUAAUGAAUCCUUCAGCUUUACUUAGGUCUUUUUAGCCCAGCUGUCGAAAAAGUUGACGCUCGGGUCCUGCAGCACAGCGAGAGCAGGGAAAAUAUCUUUUGAAAUCUGAUGACAAACUUCGUCCUUCUACGCUUUAAUACAACCGACUGGAGCAGUUGUUGUGAAAAAUACUUUAUUCCGGUCAAACUUUGACUGGUGGUUUCUUCGCCUUCUUGCGCGAAAACAAUAAACGGCAUUGCACUCGACGCACUCGGGAAGAUGAGCAGAACACUUUAGAUCUCUUGCAGAUUAUUUUUACGCCGUAGUACAACAAACUUCGUUUUGCCACUUAUCUUCGCAGUAAAAUCUUGAUUUCUACUGCAUUUUAGCAUUUUAGAAAAGUCUAGUAUUCGGUACUAAUAAAAGACGUCUUCUUUCGAGUACAAAAUGAACUUACAACCACUGCGGCCAACCGUUCUUUAUUUUUCGCCGAAAAAUUCUUGGUCGCAAUACCAAUAUCGUCUCUGUGGUUUUUACUAGCAGAAACGUGGAGAGCACAGUCAAAGUGGACCGA